ACCGUCUACCGUCCAUCAUCCAUCAUCCAUUCUCGUCCCCCCCGCCCUUUUGCAGCACGGCGGGCGCCAGUGCGUACAACAUACGACCAGACCCGCCAGGGCUCGUCACCAUCGUAUCAGCACCAACAUCUGCCGGGAUCGAUUCGUCGUCGUCGUCGUUGCUUGGGACCUCUCUUUUGUGCAGCCAACAAGCAUCCUCAUCGUGCCCUGUACUGUACUGCAGACAAACGCAGACAACGCAGACGCAGACCGCCCCGUCGCUCUUCAGGCGCAGACACCUCAUUCGCCUUCUCCUCCUCCUCCUCCUCCUCCUCCUCCUCCUCCUCCUCCUCGUGCCUGGCUGCGUUGCCUCGUCUGGCCUGCUUUGCUUUGAGCAUCGCCACCGCCUCAUCAGAGGCUCCAGACACCCUCCGAGGGGCCUGCCUGCCUGCCUCUCUUGCUGGCCGCCAGCGCCCGGCUGUGUCGUUUCUCCAUCGUCGCCCAACAACAUUCGUCGGCUCUCCGCCCUUGCCGAUGACGACACGGGGGCUCCUUUUAGACCUCAGGGGUUUGCCGCUGUGCAUCCAUCCAGCCUACCAGGUUAUUAGUUGACAAGUCAGUUACGUACGUACAGAGUACCAGUAGCUUGCCUUUGCUUCGGCUCCGCCUCGCGCUUGCUACCUAUGCACAUAAACUUAGGCCAAACCCUCUUCUCCGCCCGCCGGUCGCUACUACGGCCAGCCCAUAAUCUAUCCCGUGUAGCAAACCCUCCCACAAUCACCUCUCCAUCCGACAUCGCCCUCUGUUCGCUCACCCUCGUCUUGCCCCUUUAAAUAUCCAGCAUCUCUCACCGUGCCCUGCCUGCGCACCCCUGAUCCCGUCAUCACCGAUUUACGCCACACGCACGCAUACAUACUCAGUCGUUGUCGACCCCAACUGACUCCAGCCAGCAACCUUGCCUGCGGUGCAGAUCGUCCGCCGGCUCCAAUUCGUCGACUGCCGUUCCUACAAACGACUACUAGUAGCAUCGCCAACCUUUAGCGUCUGCCUGACCUGCUGUCACCCUCGGCCAAAACUCCAUCAUCAGUCUCAUCAUGCCUCUCGCAAACGUGGGCUCCCUCGUCCUCAACCACGUCGUCUUCCUCACCCACCUCGUCUACAUCAACCUCGCCUUCUCCCAUGCCGAGCCCAGCUUACUCAUCGUCCUCUACUUUGUCUCCAAGCUGGUCGCCCGCCGCCCCGAGGACCUGGAUCUGGACGCGGGGUCAUGGCCGCCACCCAUCGCGCCCAAGUGGUGAUGACGCAUUCUCACCGAGCCUCGCCCGCCAUGUCACCCCAGUCCACCGGAUAUGAGUCGCCCACCGAGGAGAACCAGCCCCCCUUCUUCUCAUCACCGUCCCCGGCGCCGAGCUUCAACCAAUCUCAUGCGUCCGCUGUCGUUGCAUCAGGCCUCGCGGCUCACGGACAAGUCUCCCGCGCCCCCUUCACCUUACGGCCGCCGAAUGUCGUAGCAUCGGCCCCUGGUGGCCAGCCACAUCCAGUCCGCGAUCCCGGCCGUCGGGGCCCCCAUCAAUCAAGCCUCAAUGGCAUGGUAGAAAAGACGGAGACCCCGUUGCCCGGCGCAAGAGUUACCCUCAAAGACCGCAUCGCCUGCUACCAGUGGACCUACUUCACCAUGACCAUGGCCACGGGCGGCAUCGCCAACGUCAUCCACUCUCUUCCUUACCAGGCAUCUUGGGUCACUGGUUUGGGUGUCUUCUUCGUCCUUCUCAACGUGUCGCUUUUCCUGCUUCACUGCGUCCUCAUCGCCGCACGCUUCUAUCUGCGUCCGGGCAGUUUCGUCAGGUCCUUUACCGACCAAGUCGAGUCUCUCUUCAUCCCGGCCUUUUUUGUUUCCAUUGCAAUCAUCAUGAUCAACACGUGCGAGUACGGCGUGCCGCGGGCGGGCGUCUGGCUACUCAGGACCAUGGAAGUCAUGUUCUGGUUUUAUGUGGCGCUGAGCGUCUUUGCGAGUGCCGGCAUCUACCUCGUCCUCUGGUCAACCCUCAUCUUUCCCGUCCACACCAUGACACCAACAUGGGUCUUUCCAGCGUACCCUUUGUUGCUCACGGCUCCUUUCGCCUCCACCUUGAUCGCCGCUGCCGAGACCUCAAGCCACACGCUGUCGCUCAACGCCACAGCCGUUGCCCUCGGUGCCGCAACGACUCAGGGGACUGGGUGUCUUAUUGCCUUUAUGAUCUCUUCAGCCUUUGUCUACCGGUUGAUGACGCAGAAACUGCCGCGCGACACCCAGCGGCCCGGUGUUUUCAUGUCGAUAGGACCAUUUGGCUUCACCGCCGCAGGCAUUGCACAGCUCGGGAACCAGGCCAAGCAAAUCUUUCCUCACGACUUUCUUGGUAGCGACACUGCCGUCGACAUCAUCAGAGUCGUGUCCAUCCUAGUUGGGCUCUGGCUCUGGGGCCUCGCCGUGUGGUUUUUUCUCGUCUCCGUGGGCUCACUUUGGAAGUACGCCCGGUUGCGGAGCAGCCUGCCUUUUCAAAUGACGUGGUGGUCGUUUGUAUUUCCCAACACAGCAUUGGUCACGGCUACUCAGGUCAUGGGCCGAGUCUUUCAGAGCAAGGGCCUGCGGCUCUUUGGCUCCAUCAUGACGGUGGCCCUCGUCGUCGUCUGGGUGGGCGUCUUCGUCACCAUGAUUAACUGCCUGCGGACGAGGAAGCUGUUGUGGCCCAAGAGUAGUAACAGUGCCUGAGGCAGGGGGGGCGACCUACCUGUUGUCACGAUUCUGUGUCUCUUUGCAUUUGAUGACGUCUUCUUCGAGAAAUGUCGUUUUGAGUACUGUAUGUACUACUGCAUUGGGCGGCGUUUUGUAGGUAUGAGCAUAUGACGAGGGGCGGCGGGGGCGGAUAGAGAGCAUAAAGGUAUGGAUAAUGUUAUCCGGACAGACUGAUAGUCUACAAAGGUAUUCGUACGUGGCCGUACAGCUAUUGCGUCCGAAGUGACUCUGCGCCAGCCAUUUUUGGUGUGCGUGUGUAUUACUUCGGGCAUGCAAGCAAGGGGCAGCAGCAGUAAGUAGGGUGCCGCAAUUGCAUUGCACAACCGAAUGCAUAAGCCCGCUCAGCCGCGAGCUCUGCUGUCCUGGCCUGGGCAUCGACCACAAAUGGUCAUCGAGAGAGAUCUCGCCCGCUUUGAAUGAAGGAGGCUGGCUGGCAUGUUCAUGUCCUAUGUAUGUAUGGCCUCGAGUAACUUGGUUGUGGACAACCCACAACCCACUUGCGAUACCAGCUCAUGCACCACCACUGGGCCAUGGAGGUGCGAUUCGAUUCGCACAUGAGAUGGGACUGGAAAG
This is a messenger RNA of Purpureocillium takamizusanense, 3325 nucleotides long. RefSeq lists its product as uncharacterized. Gene Ontology annotation, cellular component: membrane. Lineage: Eukaryota; Fungi; Ascomycota; Sordariomycetes; Hypocreales; Ophiocordycipitaceae. Gene Ontology annotation, biological process: malate transmembrane transport. The transcript has 5 exons. The coding region runs from base 1247 to 2728 and encodes 493 amino acids. The record is from RefSeq and is a predicted model, not a curated record. Gene Ontology annotation, molecular function: malate transmembrane transporter activity.